Messenger RNA from Trichomonas vaginalis G3, 1659 nucleotides. Its product is annotated as protein ubiquitination. Gene Ontology annotation, molecular function: protein binding. Lineage: Eukaryota; Parabasalia; Trichomonadida; Trichomonadidae. Bases 1 to 1659 code for a protein of 552 amino acids. The record is from RefSeq and is a predicted model, not a curated record. The transcript has a single exon.
AUGGUUCAGAUUCAGCUGAAUAAUGAAAUACUUCAGAGAAUGAAUAGCUGUCAUACAAAUGAGAAGAUCAUUUUAUCAAUAAACCAUGCAGAAAUCACAUUGAACAAGUAUUUUGCAAUUGCGAUUUCCCGAAAUAUAUUCUCUAAAUUUAAAUUAGACAAUAAUAUUGCAAAAUUCGGUAUAACUGUUCCAAUUGAAUCAAUUGAAACAUAUAGUGUCGUAAAAGAUAUUCUUCAAUAUAACAAAACAGAAAUUGAAUGCGACCAAAAGAUCUUAAAUGAUCUUUUUCAUAUUGGAACAGUACUUGGAAUAAAUGUAUUAAUUGAUUUAUACAAAACUCAUGUUAUUGAUCAUAUGAUUAUAGACAAAAAUAAUUGUCUUCAAUUACUUGACUUUUACUACAACACACAAUUAGAUGAAAAGAUGACAGAAUGUUGCGAAUUUAUAUCGUCUCAUUUCUAUGAAAUUGAGGAAAAUCAACUUAAAACAAUCACGAAGGGAUAUGCAUCUGAUAUCCUUGAAAGAAUAAUUUCUAGUGCUAAACUUCUAAUCAAAAAUGAAGAUUCUUUAGCUGACUUCAUUAUUUCUAUAGCACAAGAAAACGAGAAAUUCUUUUCUUUAAUUGAAUAUAUCCAUUUCGAGUUUUGCAAUGAGAAAGUUAUCAAUAAACUCCUUCAGAUAAGCAACGAAAAUAAUUAUAUAAAUAUUAUCAAAUCUCUUCAUGAUUCAUUAUUGAGAUCAAAAAAUCAAAAUCGAAAUUAUAGUCGCUUCAAAGUUCCAGAUGAGAUUAUAACAAAAAUAGAUGAAUUAAAAAAAUCAGGUUCCGAAGAGGCUAAUUUGAAUUUCCUUGACGAACUAUUGUCAACUGGAAAUCAGGCAACUCUUUCAUUUGUAUUAAAUGAUGUCUUGCAAAGGAGUCGAAGGGGUAAAAGUGAGAUGCUUUCUCAAGCAUGUCAAGAUGGUAUACUCAUAAUGAUCAAAUUGUUAAUUAAGUGUGGUUGUGACAUAGAAGAUAAGGAUCAUGAAGGAUUGACUCCACUCAUUCAUGCAUUAAUAAACCAUCAUUUUGACGUAGCCAACUAUCUUAUCUCAGUUGGAGCAAAUAAAGAAACUCCACUCUUUGUUUUCGCAUGUGAAGGCGAUCUUGAAAUUGUUAAAUAUCUUAUCUCUAUUGGAGCUGAUAAAGAAGCAAAGGAUAAUUAUGGAUCCACUCCACUCAUUAUUGCAUCAAGAAAUGGUCAUCUUGAAGUUGUUCAAUAUCUUAUCUCAGUUGGUGCUGAUAAAGAAGCAAAGGAUAAUUAUGGAUCUACUCCACUCAUUGAAGCAUCAAAUAUUGGUCAUCUUGAAGUUGUUAAAUAUCUUAUCUCUGUUGGAGCUGAUAAAGAAGCAAAGGAUAAUGAUGGAGAUACUCCACUCAUUAUUGCAUCAGAUAAUGGUGAUCUUGAAGUUGUUCAAUAUCUUAUCUCAGUUGGAGCUAAUAAAGAAGCAAAGAAUAAUGAUGGAGAUACUCCACUCAUUGAAGCAUCAAAAUAUGGUCAUCUUGAAGUUGUUCAAUAUCUUAUCUCUGCUGGAGCUGAUAAAGAAGCAAAGAACAAUGAUGGAAAAACUGCUUUCGACAAAGGUAAUGAAGAUAUUUGCAAUUUUCUAUCUUCAAAUUGA